Molecule: messenger RNA, 1562 nt
Organism: Pecten maximus
Lineage: Eukaryota; Metazoa; Mollusca; Bivalvia; Pectinida; Pectinidae
Exons: 1
Coding region: 101-967 (288 amino acids)
Biological process (GO): response to heat; protein refolding
Molecular function (GO): protein folding chaperone
Source: RefSeq, a predicted model, not a curated record
GACGUUACACUGCCCGCUGAUAACCAUACAGGGUUUGAAGCCUUUACAAGUACAGAGGACUUAUCUAAUACUAUAUUUCUAGCAUACAACUACUGACAACAUGUUCACACUACGAGCUGCCCCUCGUCACUAUCCGGAGUGUUACUGGGACCGACGGCCAUCAACAUGUAGACAAGCGUUCAGCCCCGGUCACAUGUCUCGGCCAACCACGGACAGCCGACUGUUACAGGACCUAACCGAGAGCAUCCUCCUUCCCUUCCUUGGGGCUAUCACGAGUCACAACGAGGACACGCCAUGUAGGCAACACGAACGGUCCAAGAUCAAACAAUGGACACACAGAUUGAAUCUGAAAGGGUACGGACCAGAUGACGUCACGAUAACCACUCGGGAGGGGCGAGUCCUGAUCAAGGCCCGCCGUAUUGAGGGACAGGGAGACUGUUCAGAUAUCUACGAGAGUCACAGGACCAUUACCAUACCUAAAUAUGUUGACGUCAGCUCCAUGAAAAGUCGCUUCACACCCGAUGGUAUGUUGACUAUUGAAGCAAAACUCAUAACCAAGGACAACAAUCAGACGUUUCGGGAGCUCGAGGUGCAAUUAGAUAAAGCCGAGCACAAACAGAAAUCCGAGCCAAUACAGGACGGAAAGGUGAACACAACUGAGGAGAGAGAGAAUGAUGUCUCGGAACCGUACAUUGAGGGUGAACAAAUUCAAUCAGCAAAUCACAGAGAUGACGUCAUUGGAGGAGCAGACCCGGAGUGUAUCAUUGAAUACCCCGAGAGUAUUGAUAGUAUUCACGAGAAAGUGAACUUUGAAAUUGUUGAACCCAAAAUGCCAAGCAUUAGUGGUGACAUAGACCCCAAUCAGGAAACUGACGUCACAAUAGAACAUGAUCAGUAUCUAUACAACCACAAACCCAGCGCAGGUCCCUGUUCUCACAAUAAACAGGAGAUGUGUGACGAAGACUAGAAUACAAAUGUCGAAGAGGCUAUGACGACACGUGCCGAGGAUGACAAGAGAGUGAACUACGAGACAACCAAGAAUUUUACACUCAGCUUCAACAAAGACCAGUUCACUGGAGAUGACGCCAAAGUGUUACUUAAAGGUAACAAUUUACUUGUGACAUCCGAGAAGAAGGAGCGUAAGGAUGGAGUGUUCCGAACGGAAUAUAACGCCACACAGUACACAUUACCGGACGAUGUUGAUGUACGCAAACUUUCGUGCUCAAAGAGUUCUGACGGAGAGCUUUCGGUAACAGCUCCAUAUAAGGAGUUGGAUAUAUGACAUUACCAAAUCAAAAGAGAACCGUGUUAAUGAUGUUCAAUCAUUAUAUAUAUUAUUUAUUUGUCCGUAAACAUGUACGAUGUUUGUUGUUCUACACUUAAGUUUACAAGAAUAACAGUGUUCAAAUGAUUUGAAUUAUACAUUGUAACAUCAUUUAUCAUAAUAUUUUUUUUACUACUAUUAGAUAAUUGACACUCAACAGUUUUAUUUGUGUUAAACAUUUUUAUCAUAUUGCGUUAGCAAAGUCAAUAAAAUAAUGAUAUAUACAAAGAAUAUCCUA